This is a messenger RNA of Pollicipes pollicipes, 6593 nucleotides long. Its product is annotated as E3 ubiquitin-protein ligase TRIP12-like. Gene Ontology annotation, cellular component: nuclear speck. The record is from RefSeq and is a predicted model, not a curated record. Lineage: Eukaryota; Metazoa; Arthropoda; Thecostraca; Pollicipedomorpha; Pollicipedidae. Gene Ontology annotation, biological process: DNA damage response; protein polyubiquitination; proteasome-mediated ubiquitin-dependent protein catabolic process. Gene Ontology annotation, molecular function: zinc ion binding; ubiquitin protein ligase activity.
CGCAGGGAGGAAAGGGGAUGCGGUGUGGGGAGAGCCCAUGUUUUUGAUCUCCCAUUUUGUCAAGUAAACGCAUCUUUGCUCUGAUAAGUGUGCGUCUGUGCACUUUUUGUCCAUAAUUUAGUCAUAUACAAGGUAACGGCCGACCUUGUAUUCAGACUCUUAGCGCACACGUGGAAUGCCUGCCCUCCCAGACUGCGUUUCGAAUGGCCGACUCUGCUAGCGCGGACGCAGGCGUCGACGACUGCAUCGCCCGCCGACUCCGUUCGUCAGCCGCCCGCCGCCAGAGGUCCCACGACCGAUCCGACGGGUCCGGCUCGAGGCGCAGCGCGUCCGGCAGCGGGCAGAGCGCCGGCGGCGAGCACAAACGGUCGUCUCGCAGCCCGCCGACGGCGGCCCGCGCGGAGAAGCGGCGACGCGCCGACACGCCGCCUGAGCGCGAGCAGGAGGCCAAGCGCCGACACAGAGGCGGUAGCGGCAGCGGUCGGAAGACCGUGUCCCGCUCGCCGGAGCCGUCCACGAGCGGCCAGCAGAAGCCAGCAGCCCGGCGCCGUCAGGAGCCGGCCGGCACCAGGACAGGUCGAGGUCGUUCGCCCGGCGCUAGGCGCCAGAGGUCGGCAGACAGGGGCGGCCCCUCUGCCGGCCCGGCAGCCUCCAGCGGGCAGCAGCCAGCCUCCAACACGGGGUCCUGUACCAGCAGCAGCGGUCGGCGUGGCUCGCGGGCCGGCGGGAAGGUGGCGCUGGGCGGCAGCAUGUCGGCUGGCGCCGCCGCCGCAGAGGAGGACGGCGACAUGGGCCGGCUGCAGGCGCUGCUUGAGGCGCGCGGCAUCCCGCCCCACCUGCUGGGCGCGCUGGGGCCUCGGAUGCAGCAGAUGCUACACAGGAGCAUGGGCAGCAGUUCAAAGAUCCAGCAGUUGGUGCAGGGCCUGCAGGCCACCGGGGACGAGACCCAGCAGCUGCAGGCCGUCAUCGAGAUGGGCCAGCUGCUGGUCAUGGGCAACGAGGAGACGCUGGCUGGGUUUCCCAUCAAGCAGGUGGUGCCGCCGCUCAUCGCACUGCUCCAGAUGGAGCACAACUUCGACAUUAUGAACCACGCGUGCCGGGCGCUCACCUACCUGAUGGAGGCGCUGCCGCGCAGCACGGCCGUGGUGGUGGAGGCAGUGCCGGUGCUGCUCCAGAAACUGCAGGUCAUCCAGUGCAUGGACGUGGCCGAGCAGGGUCUCACGGCGCUUGAGCUCAUCAGCCGCCGCCACAGCAAGAACCUGCUACAAGUGGGCGGCAUCUCCUCGUGCCUGAUGUACGUGGACUUCUUCUCGCUGCCGGCGCAGCGCGCGGCGCUCGCCAUUACAGCAAACUGCUGCCUGUCGCUGACGCAGGACGAGUUCCAUCUGGUCAGCGAUAACCUGCACAAUCUGGCCGAGAGGCUGACACACCAGGACAAGAAGACUGUGGAGAGCGUGUGCCUGGCCUUCAGCCGGCUGGUGGAAACCUUUAAGACGGACCCGGCCAAGGUCAAGGACAUCGCGCGUCACGGCCUGCUCACCAACGUGCAGCGCCUGCUGGUGGCAUCGCCGCCGGUGAUCAGCAGCUCCACAUUCUGCGAGGUGACCAAGAUGCUGCGCGUGCUGUGCAGCCACUGCCCCGAGAUCGCCGUCCAGCUGCUGUCCGAGAACAUCGCCGACACGCUGUGCUUCCUGCUGGUCGGUAACAGGGAACAGAUGGAGCUGGUGUCGCGCAACCCGGAGGAGUUGUACGCGCUCAUGUGCCUGGUGGGCGACCUGCUGCCGUCGCUGCCCACCGACGGCCUCUUCAGCGUCGACCAGUGGCUGUUCAGGAUAUACCCGAGGGAGUACGUGCAGUGGCAGUGGCGCGACGACCGCAGCAACUGGCACAACUACUCUCACGCCGACAGCUUCACGGUGGAGACGGCCAACCAGGCGGGCGACGACGAAGUGCAGCUGGACUUCAUGGGCCGCCACUACACGAUCGACUUCAAUACGAUGCGCCAAAUCAACGAGGGCACGGGCACGUCGCGGCCGAUCCAGCGGCGCACGGCGCACGGUCCGGCCGGCGGCGGCGGCGCGCCGCUGGGCGCGUCGGCGCCAGCGGCACCGUCCGGAGCCGACCCGCGCCUCGCCGUGCUGCAGGCCAACCGGCCGCUGUACUCCGGCCUCGUCGGCACGCUCUUCUCCAUCCUGUACAAGGUGUACAGCUCGUGCGCCGGCCCGGCCGUGCGCCACAUGUGUCUGCGCGCCAUCUUGCGCAUGGUCUACUUCGCCAGCCCCGACAUGCUGAAGGACCUGGUCGGCAUCCAGGAGGUGUCCUCCCACCUGACGGGCAUGCUGUCGUCGGGCGACCUGAAGAUCGUGGUGGCCGCGCUGCAGCUGGCCGAGGUGCUGAUCCAGAAGCUGCCCGAGCAGUGCAGCAUCCAUUUCCGACGCGAAGGGGUCGUCUACCAGAUCAACCAGCUGGCGGCCGACCCGACGACGCCGCCGCCGGCCGCCGCCUCGGCCGCCGGCGACGAGCCCACCAACUUGAGCCUGAGUGACGUGCUGAAGCGGAAGCGCACCUCCAAGCGGUCCGGCAAUGCGUCGCGCAAGUCGCGUCAAGAGGAGGCGCCGCUGGCGGCGCCGGGUGCGACCGGUACCACACUCGACACCCUCUCCAGAGCGGCGGCCGGCUCCAGCCGCGGCGGUGGCGGCGGCGGCGGCGGCUCGGCGGCGCGUGGCAAGGCGGCGGCCGGCGGCUGCGCCGGCGGCAGCCGCUUCCAGACAUCGUUCCUGGCCAGCCUGAACCCGGCCCGCUGGGGGCGCAGCGCCUCCAACUCGCCGCUCGGCGACCGAGGUCUUUCAAAGGACGGCCUGCUGAGCCGCGCCUCCAGCAGCCCCAGCCUGUCGGGCAGCAAGGAGCGCGUGCGCGGCUGGAUCCGCGAGCGCGCGCAGCAGUUCAUCCAGCAGCACUUCUCGGGCGACACGUCGGGCCACACGGCGCUGAUGGCGCGGCUGGGCGGCGCGCUGCAGCGGCUGCGCCAGCAGCCGGCCGCCCCGCGCGCCGCCCUGCAGGAGGUGGGCGCCGUGCUGCGCCACUCGGACAUCUCGCCGUUCGAGGUGCUGCGCAGCGGCCUGGUGCGCCAGCUGACCGCCUUCCUGACGGACGGCGAGGGCAGCGAACGUGAGCGCCGGCUGCGCACGUUCCUGCACGUGUUCGCCGGCUGCCCGGCCGAGCUGGCCGACGUGGUGGAGCCGUGGCUGCCGGGCACCGAGCAGACGGCGACGCUCUCGGCGCUCGUGGCCAAGCUGAACGCCUGCGUCACGCAGGUGGAGCAGCUGGUGGUCAAGGUGCACGACGUGUCGGAAACGGCCGGCGGCCCGUCCGGCCAGAGUGCACUCAAGUACUUCAACCAGAAUCAGCUCAAGUGCAACCUGCAGCGUCAGCCGGACUGCUCGAACCUGCGCCAGUGGCGCGGCGGCCCGGUCAAGAUCGACCCGCUGGCGCUGGUGCAGGCCAUCGAGCGGUACCUGGUGAUCCGCGGCUACGGCCGCAUCCGCGACGACGAGGACGACGGAUCCGACGACGGCGACUCGGACGACGACAUCGACGACACGCUGGCGGCCGUCAGCAUCAGCCAGGGCAACAACCACAAGCUGCAGUUCAUCAUCAACGACCACGUGCUGCCGUACAACAUGACAGUGUUCCAGGCCAUUCAGCAGUUCAGCCAGGACCCGACCGACUCGGAUUCGGAGCUGACAGUCGGUUCCACGCACCUGUUCCAGCGCACGCACACCAUCUACUACCGGCCGGCGCCCGAGGAGAGCUCGCACGGUGGCCGCGGCUCGGGCUCGCACGCCAAGAAGGGCAAAAGCGGCGGCAGCAAGCACAGCGGCAAGCGGCGUGACGAGCUGUGGUCGGACGGCGUGGCGCCAGAGCCGGUGUGUCCGCUGCUGGCCUACCUGACGCCGCGGCUGCCCGACCACGUCACGGUCUCCGACCCUUGUCUGGAGACGCUCCAUCUGCUGCGCCUGCUGCACGCGCUCUGCCGCCACUACGGCAGCCUCUACAACAUGUCACGCUUCGUGCCGCUGCUGCCGGCCCAGGAGUUCAUCAACAGCAAGGUGUCGGCCAAGGCGAACCGGCAGCUGCAGGACCCGGUGAUCGUGAUGACAGGCAACACGCCGCAGUGGCUGCAGCAGAUCGGGCUCGCCUGCCCGUUCCUGUUCCCGUUCGACACGCGCCAACUGCUGUUCUUCACGUCGACGUUCGACCGGGACCGGGCGCUGCUGCGCCUGAUCGAGUCGUCGCCGGAGCUGCAGGCGGCCGACAGCGAGGACCGCAUCGCGCCCAAGCUGGAGCGCAAGAAGCGCACCGUGUCGCGCGACGACCUGGUGCGCCAGGCCGAGGCGCUGAUGGCCGAGCUGGCCGGCUCGCGCGCGCUGCUCGAGGUCCAGUACGAGAACGAGGUCGGCUCCGGCCUCGGGCCUACGCUCGAGUUCUACUCGCAGGUGUCGCGCGAGCUGCAGCGGGCGGACGCGGAGCUGUGGCGCGGCGAGCGGUACCGGCCGCCACCCGACAUCACCGCCGACAAGCUGGCGCCGUCGUCGUCCUCGUCGGCCGCCGACGCCGCCGCCUCCGACGGCGUCGAGUACAUCCACGCGCCGCUCGGCCUCUACCCGUCGCCGGUGGCGCGCUCCGGCAAGUCGGGCACCAUCACCCGGCUCAAGGCCAAGUACAAGUUCCUCGGCAAGCUGAUGGCCAAGGCGCUGACGGACUUCCGUCUGCUGGACCUGCCGCUAAGCGUGCCGUUCUACAAGUGGCUACUGCGUCAGGAGCGCUCCAUGACGCUGGCCGACGUGCACCAGCUGGACGCGUCGCUGGCGGCCACGCUGUCGCAGCUGGCGGCCGUGGUGCGCCGCCGCCGCCAGCUGGAGGCGGACCCGGCGCUGGGCGGCGAGCAGCGACGCGCCGCCGUCGAGGCGCUGGGCGUCGACGGCUGCUCGGUGGAGGAGCUGGGCCUGGACUUCACGCUGCCCGGACACCCGGGCAUCGAGCUGAAGCGGGGCGGCAGGGACGAGCCGGUCACCAUCCACAACCUGGACCAGUAUCUCAAGCUGCUCACCCACUGGCUCCUCUUCGAGAGCGUCUACCGGCAAAUGGAGGCCUUCCGCGAGGGCUUCGAGUCUGUGUUCCCGCUGGAGAACCUGGGCAUGUUCUUCCCGGAGGAGAUCGACUGCCUGUUCUGCGGCAGCCAGGAGAGCCCGUGGGACGAGCGCUCGCUGAGCGAGGCCUUCAAGCCCGACCACGGCUACACGCACGACUCGCCAGCCAUCAAGCGGCUGGUGCGCGUGCUGACCGAGUUCAGCCACGAGCAGCGCCGCCAGUUCCUCAGCUUCGUCACUGGCUCGCCUCGCCUGCCCGUCGGAGGGUUCCGCGCGCUCUCCCCGCCGCUCACCAUCGUCCGCAAGAUCGUGCAGUCAAACGAGAGUCCGGACGACUUUCUGCCGUCGGUGAUGACGUGCGUCAACUAUCUGAAGCUGCCCGACUACACCAGCCAGGAGGUGAUGGGCGAACGCAUCGCCACGGCCGUCCGCGACGGCCGGCUCAGCUUCAUGCUCUCCUAGCGCCCUCCGGCGGCGGACCCGAGAACUUGUGAUAUGGGGACUACCAAAUAGGGCGCGCCGGCGGCGAGGCGACUGGAGGCAUCGCUUUCUGUGUUUUUACCCGAGCUUUUCUAGGAUUUUCACCCACUUGGUUGGACGGCGGCGGGGAGGAGGCACGCCGCCGGUGGUGGGCUCGGGGGGCGGGGGGCCGGAGCGGUACCCGCCGGUACGGUGAGCGCGGUGGAGGCGGGGUAGGUGGCGCCGCCAUUGGCUCGGCUUUGAUACGUUUUCCACGCCGCGAACCGCGGACCGUAGUUUGCUAUCAAGCCGCGCCUGGCGCGCGUGUAGUCUUUUGAUAAGACUUCCAACUUGUGCCCGCGUGCGUGUAAGUGAAGUGAGCGGCCCGUAGAAAAUCCAGAAAAAGUAGGUGCCUCGUAGCCGAGACUGUGUGCAGGCUUUUGUACUCGGCGCCGCGCCUCGCCAGCGUGGCGACCGACCGACCGCGCCGCCGGCGGUCGAGGCCCGUCCGGCCCGCCGGCGACGGCGUCGCCCGCGCGGCCCGCUGCCGCCGGCCAUGCUCGUUCGCGCUCUCGCUCUGUCUCUGUUUUGUUCGCGCAGUGCCGGCGACCGGUUGUACCUCCUCUUGCCACGCCGCCCGCGGCUCUGCUCGCGCGUUGACGUGUCCGCCGUGGGCCUGGCUGCCGCCACCACGGACCUGCGCUGCCGCCGGGCACGGGCGAUUUUGUAAUUAGCGCGAGGGGUGUGUUCGUCCGUGUGCCGAUAAUCCAGCUGAGCGUGCGGCGCCUGUGCCUGGGCAUCUGCGUAUCGUCGCCCACCGUACUCGUUUGUAUCACGGUGAACCUGAAGGCUCUGGUUGAUUCCGAAGAUGUGUGUGGUGUUUGAGCGAACAGUUUGUUUACAUUGAAGUAGUGCUAAAUUUCUGUUCGACCUUAUUACAGUUUGUGUCCAAGAUAAAUGGCUGAAUACAAUCGUGACGCCGCA